Megalobrama amblycephala (Wuchang bream) is the source of this 1146-nucleotide messenger RNA. Its product is annotated as urokinase plasminogen activator surface receptor-like. The transcript has 5 exons. NCBI's taxonomy places the organism in Eukaryota, Metazoa, Chordata, Actinopteri, Cypriniformes, Xenocyprididae. Bases 93 to 587 code for a protein of 164 amino acids. The record is from RefSeq and is a predicted model, not a curated record.
CUUUCAUUUUCUCAUGAAGAUCCUCCCCUUUUGAUAAGAUAUAUAAUGAGCUCUGAAACAGGUGCAGUAUUACAUUCACCUCCUGAUCAAAGAUGGAUCUGCAAAUCUCAGUUUUUCUUCUCUUCAGUCUUUUCACUGCAGGACACUCUCUCAUCUGUUAUGAGUGUGAUUAUGGCUCUUGUUCACAGACAACAUGCCCCAGUGGAUCUACCUGCUUAAGUACAACAGUUGUUUUAAAUAAUACUAUAACUAAGGGUAAAGGUUGUGUUCCAGCAAGUCUCUGUGUAAAUGGGUUCGUCAGCUACAGCUCUAUAAAGGCCUCUCUUUCCUGCUGUAACACAGACCUGUGUAACUCCCAAGAUGCUCCAGAGCCCUCUAAUACCCUGAAUGGAAAGAAAUGUUACAGUUGUGAUGGAGCAACACAGAACUGCACAAACAUUUUGAGCUGUUCAGGGACUGAAGACCGCUGCAUUACAGGGACUGAUGCAAAUCAGACAAUGGUUGCAAAAGGCUGUGCCUCCAAAUCUUAUUGUGAUGGCGCAGCAGCAAUUGCUAACCCUAAGCCUUGGGAGCGUCUCAUGUUGUGAGGGGAACCUGUGUAACGGUGAUCAGAGUAAUGGUGCUCAGAGUGUCUCCCAGAGCUUCCUGUUCCUCUGCUGUUCUCUGCUCUCCUACUUCCUGCUGCACUGAAUCCAGCAGCUCUUCAUCCUACAACCAGACACACUGUACAGAAUAUAGAGCUUUUAUUUUUAUCUGUACUAGAUUUGACCUGGUAUGAGGAAUUUUUAAACAUAUACAAAAUCUGAUUAGUUAAAGGAAACAUAUAUAUAUACAGUUUAAUAAAGUUUAAUAAAAUGUGUUUAAUAAAGCUUGCCAUGUAAGCAUUAAAAUGUUGAGCUUGGUAAAGCCUCAGUUUCCUUCUAAUCUCCUCCAUAUCUCUUUAAAAUACAGCAUUCUGUGCAGAAUUCAAAUGGGUCUGAUAUGUUUUGUGGUCCUGCUGUGGUCUGUGGACUGUGGCACGCUGCGGCGGUUCGCCCGACACUAACAUCAAACCAGACUUCAUUCGCCUCAAUGGAAAGUAUAUGUCUGAUUUGUUCCCUAUCCCCUAUAUAGUGUACUACCCCACUAGAAAUUUUACGUUCCCAG